Molecule: messenger RNA, 789 nt
Organism: Suillus paluster
Lineage: Eukaryota; Fungi; Basidiomycota; Agaricomycetes; Boletales; Suillaceae
Exons: 2
Coding region: 493-681 (62 amino acids)
Biological process (GO): carbohydrate metabolic process
Source: RefSeq, a predicted model, not a curated record
UGAUAGCAACAAUUGGGCCAUGUGGGUAGUGCAUGGAAUACGCAAAUUGAACGGAUCUAGCGCCAUAUAUGCGAUGGGUUGGGAUGUCAGCGCUAGAGACACAGUCUACCCGACGGUGGGAUUCGGCAAAUCCCGCUCCUUGCAUAAGUAUUGCAGAAAUUCAUCGAAACCAUCAGGGAACACCUCCCCUUUGAAAUCAAGGUAAUUUCUGAUAAUUGCAAGUCAUUUCCCUGUUUUCGAGGACCGCAGUCGUGCUUGAUUUCCAAUAGCUGGGAGUUCUCAAACAGUCCCGGGCCGGGAGUCGGUUGCAACACCUUUGACGAGAACGACACGGCACACUUCCUUUCAUUCCUCGAGGAGCUUCGCCAGCACCCAGUGGGAGAAAAUCUCACCCUCUCUGCCGCCGUAGGAUUGGCACCCUUCUUUGACGCUACCGGAAAAUCUUUGACUGACGUUACUGGGUUUGCGAAGGUCAUCGAUUACGUCGCAGUGAUGAAUUACGAUAUUUGGGGUUCUUGGUUUCCGACUGUGGGGCCAAACGCACUAUUGAACGACACCUGCGCCUCGUCUGCGAACCAACAGGGCUCUGCCGUUUCUGCAGUCAAGGCUUGGACGGACGCAGGGAUGCCUGCCAACGAGAUUGUGCUUGGCGUUGCUUCCUACGGUCACUCGUCUCAUUGACAACGGUUUCCUCACCGAGCAAGGCAUGCCUGCUGAGGGCAUUCACUACAGAUAUGACGAGUGCAGUCAGACACCGUAUAUGACCUCACAGGUUAUGAUCUCGUUCGA